AUGAAACUAAGUUGGCUGCGACUAAAGACUAAUUGUUUACAUUUUGCCGGCAAACCUAAGAAGGGAAUUCGGCUUGUAAUAGCCAUGAAUCUGUUCGAGGAGCUGGACACCUUGGACCCGUCAUCGAAACUGGAGCCUCCCCGCAUCGAAACACCCACGGCUCACAAGAUAACUGUGUUGAUUCUGCUCAAACAAUAUGUUAUUAAUAAGAAGUCCUGUUUGGAUUCUGGCAUAUCUAUGCGCACCCAUCGGCGCCGAAUGUUCUAUAUGCUGGUUUUCAAGCUCGUCCAGGAGGCUGAUAAGACCUACAAUGAGUUGCACAGUUUGCUAACCACAGGAAAAUACAAACUGGACACCCUCAUGUUGGAAUCCUUCGAAAAAGCCAUGUCUGAGUUCUGUGCGGGCAGCAUUGAAGCCCUGUUUGACUUUACGGAGAUUCAAAACAUCGACGAGAUCCUAAACGAAAACUAUGGAAUCAGCCAGUUCAGCAUGGUGGGAGUUUAUGUCCGAAGAGUAGGUGUCGUCCUUGAGCGCCUAAGUUUCCCAGAAAUGAUGGAUAUGUACAAGAAUAUAUGCUCCUACUACGAAAAAGGAGUUAGAGCUGCUGCCUCUGGUUCCAGAAUGGCAGUAGCUGGCGGUAUUCUUCACAGGGAAGAGACCCCUCCUCCAAAUCCAGUACCGGAAAAGCCGAAAGAUCCUGAAGCAAAGAAAAAGGGUGUCGUAGCUCGAAUUACCCAGGAACGCAAUCCUCUUAGCAAAUGGGCUCCCAAACAGGCAAAGUUCUUCAUCAACAAACAGUCGGAAUUGCUGGAAACCAAUGAGAGAAAGGCUUUGCCACCAUUGGAACUGCAAAAAAAGGUGCAGGAGAUAAUACACGACCUUCCACUUUCAACCACUCCCUAUUUUCUGGGCUACAUGAACCAGUUGAGAGUCAGGGACUACUAUAAUGCACUUUCUGCUCUCCACAGAGCUUUGGACCGUAGUCCCGUGAGACUGAUGAGCCAGGAGAAGGGCUAUCAGUACUUUUGCGUCAAUCUAGCAGUAUUGCAUGCCACAUUUGGUCAUCGUGAUGAAGCUCUGGCGGCGCUCAGGGAAAGUAUAAUGCUGGCCCAGGAACACGGCGAUAAAAGGAGUCUCAAUCUGGCCAAUACUUGGUACUGCCUGCUCAGGGAUGAGCUUCCUCUGUCCACUGUUCAAAAGAGUGUGCAAGAGGCCAACGAAGUAGAUGGCUCCCUGCUGCAGAACUACACUCUGGCUCUCCAUUUCGCUGUAAAGCUUGGCACAGUCGCUGGCUACCAACCCCUGAGACUCUUUGAUCUUCUGCAGCAUAGCGACAAUCUUACUAAUCGCAACAACUUUGCGGACCACGCUUCGGAGGCUCUGGCUUUAAGGAGUGCUGUGUGGUCUGCAUAUGGAAGACACGAACUGGCUGCUUUGUACUCCCAAGUUUUGUUGGCGGCCAGGGAUCGUUUUGGCAACGGAUGUGCGGGAUUGGGAAGCGCUUUGGCCAGCUACGCCCUGUGGCUUCAAUUGCAGGGAGAGUCACAAUUGUCUAAGGUUCUUCUCCACCGUGCGAAGGAGCGUUUUCCGCGGUUGCCCAGUGCCGAGGGCUGGAUGGUGAGUCAGUGCCAUGUCGUCAUUCAGGCGGGCAUUUACCAAUGCCGCUGGCAUGAUGCAUUGAAAGCCUGCGACCAGUUAUAUUUGCUGGAUCCCUCGGACGCCAUAAUGCAAAGGGCCUCCAUCUACGUGGCCAAAAGAGAGUUUUUCAACGCUAGGCGUCUCUUGGACAAGCUGGCUUCCCAGGAUAAUCUGCCCUUCCUUCUAAAAAUGAGGGUUCAGGUUCUGCUUGGCUAUUGUGGCAUGGCGGAUGGCCGCUUUUCAAGUGAAACAACGAUGCUUCUGCUUCGCGUGGCCGAGGACAUGGCUGACUCACAGAUGGACUAUGAGUUGGCAUUGGUGGACCUCCUGCUGGCCCAACAGUUGCUGCUUCUCGGGAUGCCACAGAAGGCCUACCAGGCCAUCAAGCGCUGCAUGCACGAUAUUCACAUAAAUGGUGGCCUCUACGAACGAGCCAAAACGGAUUUUGUGUUCGUUCGCUGCCUGCUAGCCAUCAGUCAAAACAAUGUGGAGCAGAGAAAGGCGCAGCUACUCAAGUCGCUGGAAAUCCUAGAGCGAGCCGCACAGUCCUUCAAGAAGCUUUCUGCUCAUGCCAAAGUUUUGGAUGUGAUGUCUUUCUGGCUCAAAGAUUUAACGAAUUUGGCGAGAGGAACUUGAGAAACAAGUAUGCUGGGGAAUUCCGACGUUACUUCACGGACCAUCCAAUUCCUAGGGAAUAUCUUGGGAGUCCUUAAAUUAAAAUCUCUUAUAAACAACUGCAAAAAACCAAGCAGCAGGUAUGCAAAAUUGAGCUCAGCAUUUCGACUUUUAACUAUUAAUAAACGUAUUUUUAUUAAUUGGUUUAAACCGUA
Drosophila ficusphila is the source of this 2468-nucleotide messenger RNA. It is a transcript of the gene ida, whose product is annotated as anaphase-promoting complex subunit 5. Gene Ontology annotation, molecular function: protein binding. Gene Ontology annotation, biological process: anaphase-promoting complex-dependent catabolic process; protein K11-linked ubiquitination; positive regulation of mitotic metaphase/anaphase transition. Gene Ontology annotation, cellular component: anaphase-promoting complex. Lineage: Eukaryota; Metazoa; Arthropoda; Insecta; Diptera; Drosophilidae. The record is from RefSeq and is a predicted model, not a curated record.